This is a messenger RNA of Phoenix dactylifera (date palm), 2009 nucleotides long. Its product is annotated as putative serine/threonine-protein kinase PBL16. NCBI's taxonomy places the organism in Eukaryota, Viridiplantae, Streptophyta, Magnoliopsida, Arecales, Arecaceae. The record is from RefSeq and is a predicted model, not a curated record. Gene Ontology annotation, biological process: protein phosphorylation. Gene Ontology annotation, molecular function: protein kinase activity; ATP binding.
AUGCAUUUCCCUCUCCCUCCUUGGAUUGUUUACCCUUUUAAUAAGACCCUCCUAACUCUUUCAGGGAAACUCAAGUCUUCAGGAAUCCCACAAGAAAAAGGCUUAAUUCCAAGUUUAAAAUUAAUUCCAGAAGCUACCCCCAAUUGCCAUAAAGGAAAGUGAGGUUUUAGUUGAAGCAUUCAUUUCUUUUGUUUCCUCUCAGAGCUUCCUCUUUCUCCCACACAGCCAUUAGAAACCAACCAAGAGGCCUCUAAAGAGUUCUUUUCAUUUAAGUUCUUAAUUCACCCUCCUCCCCUCCUUCAAUAUCUUAGCUCAGCUUUAGUCUUAAAUUAAAGCUGAUAUUUCUUUUCUUCUCUACUGUUAAACUAUAUUUAUUUCCACUUCCUUCCUCCCAUCUCUCUCUCUCUCUCUCUCUGGAAAGAGAUAUCUCUUUGCUUAUUUAGUUUUAGAUUUUUUGCCUCUCCUUCUCCCCCUUACUUUCUGUGUUUCUUUCCCGUGAUACCCAUAGACCAAGUAAAACUCUCUCUCUCUCUCUCUCUCUCUCUCUCUCUCUCUCUCUCUCUCUCUCUCUCUCUCUCUCUCUCUCUAGCAAUGGAAAGGAUAUCUUCGUGAGGGGAGUGGGGAGACUGAGGCUUGUGGGGUAUUAAUGGGUAAUUGCUGGUGUAGACGGAGCCUGUCCAUUUACAAUGAAAAGGCAGAAUCUCCAAAAAUCCAGAGUCCAGUGAAGGAGGAAGAGAAGGAGGGCAGCAAAUUGCCCUCAACUCCUAAGGAAGUCGAGGACUUCCGUCGAGACACUGCUGCCAACCCGCUGAGAUCGUUUACUUUUGAUGAACUUAAGAUCAUCACAGGGAAUUUCAGGCAGGACUCUGUUUUGGGUGGAGGGGGAUUUGGAAGUGUUUAUAAGGGAUUUAUAACUGAAGAUCUUAGGGAGGGGCUUCAACCUUUUCAAGUAGCUGUGAAGGUCCAUGAUGGUGAUAAUAGUUUCCAGGGUCACAGAGAAUGGCUGGCUGAAGUUAUAUUCCUUGGACAACUUUCUCAUCCCAAUUUGGUGAAAUUGAUCGGAUACUGCUGUGAAGAUGAGCACCGCAUGCUAAUAUAUGAGUUCAUGUCUCGGGGCAGCGUGGAAGCCAACCUCUUUUCAAGAGUGUUGCUUCCCCUUCCUUGGUCUAUCAGAAUGAAAAUUGCAUUUGGUGCUGCAAAAGGGCUUGCUUUUCUGCAUGAAGCUGAAAAACCGGUUAUAUAUCGUGAUUUUAAAACAUCUAAUAUAUUGCUAGACCAGGAGUACAAUGCCAAGCUUUCUGAUUUUGGGCUUGCAAAAGAUGGACCAGUUGGCGAUAAAUCCCAUGUUUCUACUCGAAUUAUGGGUACUUAUGGUUAUGCAGCCCCGGAGUAUAUUAUGACAGGCCAUUUGACUGCCAUGAGUGAUGUUUACAGCUUUGGUGUAGUCCUCCUUGAGCUCCUCACUGGGAGGAAAUCUCUUGACAAGUCCCGCCCAGUCCGAGAGCAGACCCUUGCCGACUGGGCUUACCCCCUUCUCACCCAGAAGAGGAAAGUCAUCAACAUUGUAGACCCCAGGUUGAAUGGAGACUACCCUGUCAAAGCUGUGCAUAAGACAGCCAGCCUGGCCUACCACUGUCUGAACCGUAACCCGAAGGCAAGGCCUCUAAUGAGAGACAUUGUCGACACCUUAGAACCUCUUCAACUACCCAUGGAGAUCCCAAACACUGGUAGCAGUUGAUAUCCACUGUGGAUUUGAUUAGGACUAAAGUAUGUUAUAUGAUUGAAGUUGCUUGUGCUUCAGGGGGAUCUUUUCUUAAUGUUUUGACUCCAAAGACGGGUUUUGCUGAGUAUAGUCUGGCACUAUAAUCUGUGGUUUGUGUCUUUGGGUUGGGUUUGAAUUAUUUUACUUGGAUUUGUAAGGUAGUUAUGUAGAAAUAUUGAACAAAGUUGACAAUUAUAUAUGUGAGCAAUUAAUUUGGUGGUGCAUGAAAUUAUGAGACAGUUUCAUU